GCCGGCGCCAAUGGUCGCUCGGCGGCAGUAGGGAGGGAAGGUGGCGAAGUGAGCGCCCUUCCCGGCCACUGCUGCCGCUGCCUCCAUUCAUUGGCAUCGCCGCCCUCGCCCCUCUCUCUCCUGUCAGGGCGCCGCCGCCGCCAUGGAGGCGCUGAUCCCGGUCAUCAACAAGCUGCAGGACGUCUUCAACACGGUGGGCGCCGAUGUCAUCCAGCUGCCGCAGAUCGUGGUGGUCGGGACGCAGAGCAGUGGCAAAAGUUCAGUGCUGGAAAGUCUGGUGGGGAGGGACUUGCUCCCGAGAGGCACUGGGAUUGUCACCCGGAGACCCCUCAUCCUGCAGCUGGUGCACGUUUCGGCAGAAGAUCGUCGGAAAACAGCUGGAGAUGAAAACGACCCUGCAACAUGGAAACAUUCAAGGCAUCUUUCUAAAGGGAUUGAUACUGAAGAAUGGGGGAAAUUUCUACACACCAAAAACAAGCUGUACACAGACUUUGAUGAAAUUCGACAAGAAAUAGAAAGUGAAACUGAAAGGAUUUCAGGAAAUAAUAAGGGGAUCAGCCCUGAACCUAUUCAUCUAAAGAUUUUUUCACCCAAUGUUGUCAACCUGACCCUUGUGGAUUUGCCUGGAAUGACAAAGGUACCUGUGGGCGAUCAACCAAAGGAUAUUGAACUUCAGAUCAAAGAACUGAUCCUUAGAUUCAUUAGUAACCCCAAUUCAAUUAUUCUGGCAGUCACUGCUGCCAACACAGACAUGGCCACCUCCGAGGCACUUAAAAUCGCACGAGAGGUGGAUCCAGAUGGGCGGCGCACCCUUGCUGUUAUCACAAAGCUGGAUCUCAUGGAUGCUGGCACUGAUGCAAUGGAUGUACUUAUGGGCAGAGUGAUACCUGUGAAACUUGGCAUCAUUGGUGUGGUGAACAGGAGUCAAUUAGACAUUAAUAAUAAGAAGAGUGUGGUUGAUUCGAUUCGUGAUGAAUACGGUUUUCUCCAGAAGAAGUAUCCCUCUCUAGCCAACCGGAAUGGAACAAAGUACCUUGCUAGAACACUGAACAGGCUACUCAUGCAUCACAUCAGGGACUGCUUACCAGAACUGAAGACCAGAAUCAAUGUUCUAGCUGCUCAGUACCAGUCUCUGCUAAACAGCUAUGGGGAGCCUGUAGAAGACAUGAGUGCUACGUUAUUACAGCUUAUUACCAAAUUUGCCACUGAAUAUUGCAACACCAUUGAAGGCACCGCAAAGUACAUAGAAACUUCGGAACUGUGUGGCGGAGCUAGGAUUUGCUACAUUUUUCACGAAACCUUUGGGCGUACCUUAGAAUCCGUUGAUCCGCUUGGUGGCCUCAACACCAUCGACAUCUUGACGGCCAUUAGAAAUGCUACUGGUCCCCGCCCUGCCUUGUUUGUGCCUGAAGUUUCAUUUGAGUUGCUAGUAAAGAGGCAAAUCAAGCGUUUGGAAGAGCCCAGCCUGCGAUGCGUGGAGCUUGUCCAUGAAGAAAUGCAGCGGAUUAUUCAGCAUUGCAGCAAUUAUAGUACACAGGAACUGCUGAGGUUUCCUAAACUCCACGAUGCCAUUGUUGAGGUUGUGACCAGUCUUUUGCGCCGAAGGCUACCAGUUACAAAUGACAUGGUUCACAAUUUGGUAGCCAUCGAGUUGGCCUACAUCAACACCAAACAUCCAGAUUUUGCAGAUGCCUGUGGGCUAAUAAACAACAACAUAGAGGAACAAAGGCGGAACAGGUUAGCCAGAGAAAUGCCUUCUGCUGGGUCACGCGACAAGUCCACUAAGCCUCCUGGUGCUUUGGCACCUUCUUCCCAGGAGACCUCUACUGGUGGUUCUGCUGAGGUUGAUGGCAAGACAUCCCCUGCUAUGGGAGAGGGAGCUCCAGAAUCUGGAACAGGCAACUGGAGGGGAAUGCUGAAAACAUCAAGAGCCGAGGAGAUAUUAGCUGAGGAAAAAUCAAAACCAGUAACAGUCCUACCUGCCAGCCCGCAGAAAGGCCAUGCUGUAAAUUUGCUGGAUGUGCCUGUUCCUGUUUCACGCAAGCUUUCAGCUCGGGAGCAACGAGACUGUGAGGUGAUUGAGCGCCUUAUCAAAUCCUACUUCCUAAUUGUGAGGAAGAACAUUCAGGACAGCGUGCCAAAAGCAGUGAUGCAUUUUCUGGUUAACCACGUGAAAGACACUCUUCAGAGUGAGCUCGUAGGUCAGCUGUACAAAGCCUUAUUGCUGGAUGACCUUUUGACUGAAUCGGAGGACAUGGCUCAGCGCAGGAAAGAGGCAGCUGACAUGUUACAGGCAUUGCAACGAGCCAGUCAGAUUAUUGCUGAGAUUCGAGAGACACACCUUUGGUGAAGAAAUGGAUGACUUGAAAUUGCUAGGCAUUAUAUUCUUAUGAACUCCUAUGUGUACUGCUAUGUAUAAAUCUGCUCAUGUAAAGA
Molecule: messenger RNA, 2436 nt
Organism: Elgaria multicarinata webbii
Lineage: Eukaryota; Metazoa; Chordata; Lepidosauria; Squamata; Anguidae
Gene: DNM1L
Product: dynamin 1 like
Exons: 20
Coding region: 143-2350 (735 amino acids)
Biological process (GO): mitochondrial fission; mitochondrial fragmentation involved in apoptotic process
Cellular component (GO): membrane; mitochondrion; cytoplasm
Molecular function (GO): GTPase activity; GTP binding; microtubule binding
Source: RefSeq, a predicted model, not a curated record